Molecule: messenger RNA, 923 nt
Organism: Cyprinodon variegatus (sheepshead minnow)
Lineage: Eukaryota; Metazoa; Chordata; Actinopteri; Cyprinodontiformes; Cyprinodontidae
Gene: glo1
Product: glyoxalase I
Exons: 6
Coding region: 87-626 (179 amino acids)
Molecular function (GO): lactoylglutathione lyase activity; metal ion binding
Source: RefSeq, a predicted model, not a curated record
UUGCUGUCACUUCCGGUUUAAAUAGCUUUCCUUUCGCUGUCAGUCCGUACAAGGCUCAGGUGUGUAGAAACUUCUUUUCUGUGAAAAUGAGCGACACCGGCUUGUCAGAGGCAGCAGUAGCAGCUUGUAAAGAUGGAGACCCUUUAACUAAGGAUUUUAUGAUGCAGCAAACUAUGCUGAGGGUGAAAGAUCCAGUUAAGUCCUUGGAUUUCUACACCAGGAUCCUUGGCAUGACGUUACUGCAAAAGUUUGACUUUCCCUCCAUGCGCUUUACGCUCUUCUUUUUGGGCUACGAGGACAAGAAGGAGAUCCCUGCAGAUGUGAAGGAAAGGACAGCCUGGACCUUUUCAAGGAGAGCCACCAUCGAGCUGACACAUAACUGGGGUUCUGAGUCUGAUGACAGCCAGUCUUAUCACAACGGGAACUCUGAUCCACGGGGAUUUGGACACAUCGGUAUUGCAGUUCCAGACGUUUAUGCAGCUUGUAAGUUGUUUGAGGAGCAAGGAGUAACAUUUGUGAAGAAGCCAGAUGAUGGUAAAAUGAAAGGCCUGGCCUUCAUCCAGGACCCUGAUGGAUAUUGGAUUGAGAUCCUGAGUCCUAACAACAUGGUGUCAAUCACGUCCUAAAACAGCAUCCUUCCUGCAGGUUUACAUGAGGCCUGGCCUGCUGUGGCUUCACUAGGAGAGCGCAGCAACAUUAGGAAACGUGUGUGAAAGAGCUGUGAGUCAGUGGAUUGAGAACGGUUGGAGAGGCAGUAAGGAUACCCCAGCAUGGCUCAGACGAAUAAUGGACUGAUUAGACACGACUUAAUGCAAUUAAACAUAUCUCUACUUUAGAAAGUUGUUGCUUUUUCUGUCAUCAUCUUGUCCGAAGCUCAAAUAGUUGAAAUUACAGUGAAAUAAAAAUAAAAUCCACAGCUUAAA